Messenger RNA from Gadus morhua (Atlantic cod), 2490 nucleotides. Its product is annotated as vertebrate ancient opsin-like. The coding region runs from base 1 to 1134 and encodes 377 amino acids. Lineage: Eukaryota; Metazoa; Chordata; Actinopteri; Gadiformes; Gadidae. Gene Ontology annotation, cellular component: membrane. The record is from RefSeq and is a predicted model, not a curated record. Gene Ontology annotation, molecular function: G protein-coupled receptor activity. The transcript is spliced from 4 exons. Gene Ontology annotation, biological process: visual perception; G protein-coupled receptor signaling pathway.
AUGUUUUCGGGCCCGCCUGAUCUCAACUACAGCUUCAACGUGAGCGCCGACCGGGAUUUUAGUACAUCAACGGGCACGGAGAUGCUGUCCCCGACAGGGUUCGUCGUGCUGUCCGUUGCCCUGGGCUUCAUCAUGACUUUUGGCUUCGUAAAUAACUUUGUUGUGCUGCUGCUGUUCUGCAAAUUCAAGACACUGCGAACUCCCGUGAAUAUGCUUUUGUUAAACAUUAGUAUCAGUGACAUGCUGGUGUGCGUGUUUGGCACUACACUCAGUUUUGCGUCCAGCAUCAAGGGAAGGUGGCUGCUCGGUCGCAUUGGCUGCAGUUGGUAUGGCUUCGUCAACUCCUGCUUUGGCAUCGUGUCGCUGAUUUCCUUGGUGAUCCUGUCCUACGACCGCUACAGCACGCUCACCGUGUGCAACAACAACCGUUGGCCCGACUACCGCAAGCCCCUGGUGGCGGUGUGCUGUUCCUGGGUCUACUCCCUCAUCUGGACGGUGCCCCCCCUGCUCGGCUGGAGCAGCUACGACCUCGAGGGCGCCGGGACCAGCUGCUCCGUGUCCUGGAAGGUCCGGACAGCCCAGUCCCACGCCUACAUCAUCUGCCUCUUCAUCUUCUGCCUGGGCCUGCCUAUGCUGCUUAUGGUCUACUGCUACGGCCGGCUGCUCUGGGCUGUCAAACAGGUGGGCAAGCACCGCAGGACGGCGGCACGCCGGAGAGAGUACCGCAUCCUGUUCAUGGUGCUGACCACGGUGGUGUGCUACCUGGUGUGCUGGAUGCCCUACGGCGUGGUGGCCAUGAUGGCCACCUUCGGCCCGGACAACAUCAUCAGCCCGGUGGCCAGUGUGGUUCCCUCGCUGCUGGCCAAGAGCAGCACGGUGAUCAACCCCCUCAUUUACAUCCUGAUGAACAAACAGUUCUACCGGUGCUUCCUGAUCUUGUUCCACUGCAAAGGCCGGGCAGGGGCCCAGAGAGGGGGGUCCUCCCUGCCGUCCAGGACCACCAUCAUCCAGCUCAACCGCCGGGUGUACAGCAACACCGUGGCCUGCACCGACCAGUCCACCUCGAGGAACCUCAAGGUGUGCACCAGCCUGCCCACCACGGAACGCUUCAGCCCGUCGGUGAUCACCUCAUGACCUGUGGGUCGCCCUCCGAGAACCUCGGAGGGCGAGGCUCUUUACCCCGGAAGGGUGAAAGGCUGUGGCACGCAGGAUCGACGCGCGGUGUGUUGAGCACCGGGCCUGAGGUGGUGCAGUGGGUGAAGGGAUAGCAGUGUUCUGAGGUUUGAUCUGUGGAGCUAUGUUUUUGUUUAUCGUGCUAUGUGUUGCUUCAACACUUAACAACGCUGUUACGUUUGGGUAUGAGAUUAGAGGUGUAAUGUACAGUAGGAAAUGUACAUAUUUAAGGUAUAACGUACCAUAAAUAACAUCUUCUGAAGAAAAGGAGCGGUUGGUCAAGCCAACAAUUUUACGGGAGCAUGCUAACAUGCUAAUGCUAGCAAGGCUUAUUGGCAAAUAUGCUAGGUUCUUAGUCCCUUGGUCACUGCGCGGCAGACCUCCGCAUUGAACAUUCAGGAUGUGCCUGCUCAUAACUUAUAUAUAUUGAUCAUGUUGUGUGUCCAAAUAAGUCUACACUGCAAUUCCUUGGGCACCAAGCGACACACACGCCAAAUGGGAAGUAGAUCAGAUAAACAGAGAUAUGCGAUGGACAAACAUACACACACACACACACACACACACACACACACACACACACACACACACACACACCGGGGGGGUGGGGGGGGUUUGGUUUCACGCCCAAUGUGGUCAAAUGUGACAACUCCCAGAUGUACAAACGUACAAAUUGCUUAGGUGCUCACUGGCUACUUCACUAUGCUUGCCGACGUUGCGUGUAUGUAGUGUGUAUUGUUGGCCAUGUUUACUCUGGCCAUGUUAUGGUCUACCGGUGAAAAAUGAAACUUUGGAAAUUGUGCAAAGUGUACAAGUAAACCUAUUGUAUUAUUGUAUAUGUAUGUGCAUGGUGCCUGAAAUAUUCUCAUCUGUCAAUAUGUUUGCAGUAUUGUUAAUAAUGUUAUUUAUGUGAAAUUGUGAGUGUAUUCAUUUCACUGUAGGAUAACUGCAAUGCCCAGUCGGGGACUAUAUUUCAUUUAUGUUAAUGAACCUAAUGAUUAACCUAAGUUGAAUUGAGCUGAAUCAUGAGAAAGAAAAUAAAUAUAUUUUUGGGAAUCUGAAUUUCCGGAGGAUGCAUUGUUGUAGCGUGUGUAGUAUCAUUACGCCCACACACUUACACACAUGCAGUGCAACAAAAUGUAGUGGACCAACAUGACCUCUCGGUGUGUGAAUUCUACGGGAUUCGGGCUGUGGUAGUUUAGGUUCUACCACUAAUUACAGUGCCCCCUAUAGUCAAACGUGACAACUCCCAAAUGUAUGCGUGAGGAGUGGUUGAAUUUAGAGUUUUUUCCCCAUUCCCUUUCCAUAAUAAAUAAUAAU